Messenger RNA from Hyphopichia burtonii NRRL Y-1933, 3084 nucleotides. RefSeq lists its product as uncharacterized. Gene Ontology annotation, cellular component: HIR complex; nucleus. The coding region runs from base 72 to 3047 and encodes 991 amino acids. The transcript has a single exon. NCBI's taxonomy places the organism in Eukaryota, Fungi, Ascomycota, Pichiomycetes, Serinales, Debaryomycetaceae. Gene Ontology annotation, molecular function: protein binding; nucleosome binding. Gene Ontology annotation, biological process: chromatin remodeling; regulation of DNA-templated transcription; DNA-templated transcription. The record is from RefSeq and is a predicted model, not a curated record.
CUUAGAUCUAGUCAAGCUUUUGUUUGUUGAUAGACUCAAGACGAGUCUCGUUGCUAAUUGAUCAGAGAAAAAUGCAUUUGUUAGUGCUUCCAAGUCCACUUCACGACGGAGAAGUCCAUUCAGUUGACGUUGAUAGUUCUAACUGCAAACUACUAACGGCUGGUAAAGAUGGAUCGGUUGCCAUAUGGUCAUUGCCUGAUUUGGUUAGCUUGAAAGGUAAGGAAGCAAUAACUGGGUUCAAGAGCUUGAAAAGCUUCAAAUACCAUAAUGACACUGUCACCAUUGCUAAAUGGUGUCCUACAAAUAACCAGAUAUUUGCUUCUUGCGAUAGAUCUGGGAACAUUUACAUUACGGACUUGGAAAAAGAUACUCAAAAGUUAAUAUAUCCAUUUGAGAGUCCUGAAACUAAGUCAAACAACGUCAUUGAUGGAUCUUGGUCCUUCAAUGGGAAGCUAUUCGCAUGGAGUACUUUAGAUGGGAAGGUUCAUAUAUAUGAUUACCAAAAAAAUACCUAUCAAGAAUUAACGAAAUUAAGCAAAUCAGAAAAGCCACUUACACAGAGAAGUAUUGCAUUCGACCCUACUGAUAACUACCUAGUAACCUUGGGUGAUGAUACUUUGAUAUACGUUUACCAAUUCCAAGAAGAAGGUGGUAAUUAUAAGUUUCGUUUAAUUCAUAAAAUAUCCAAGCUUAUUAAUAAAACUCCUUUGAAUGUGAAGUAUAAAAGGAUCUCUUGGUCUUGCGAUGGGGAGUUUGUAUCUGUGCCUACUGCAAUCAAGAAUCAAACUUCAUUAGUUUCGUUAAUCUCUAGGUCUCAAAAUUGGACAAAUAAAAUCAGUCUUGUUGGUCAUGACCUUAACUGCGAGGUUGUAAAAUUCAAUCCCAAAAUAUUCACUUCUGCGACCGUAAAAGAAGAUUCAAAUCAGGGAAAACCCGAAGGUGCUGAAAACGUUUUCAAUAUUAUAGCGACUGCAGGUUCUGAUAAAACACUCGUGGUAUGGAAUACCUCAAAGGCUUCCCCCAUAUUUGUUUUGAAGGAUCUCGUAUCAAAAGCAAUUGUUGAUUUGUGCUGGGAUAAGUCUGGUAGUCAUUUGUUUUUGGCAUCAUUAGAUGGUCUGUUAGCAGUUGUUAAUUUUGAACCAGCAGAAAUAGGAAGCGAAGCCCCUCCAGAACUAUAUAAUCAAUUAAAAGAAUUUGAGAAACAAUCUUUAAAACCGUUUGAUCAUAAAUAUGAAGCGCAGACUUCAGCAAGGAAUAAAGCCGAUCAACAAAUUGAAAUCUUGGACCAGAAAGAUGCCAUCCAAGUAGACAAUAUUUCCAAGACUCCCGCAAAGGAAUCAAAACCACCACUGCCAAAGAUGGAGCAGAAAGAGAAGCCCGAAAACAAGAAAACCGAUAUCGUUCCUCAAGUCAUUGCUGCUCCGUCUGUUGACGAAUCUUCAAUGGAAGUAGAUGACAUAUUACAAUCGACAAUGUCAAAUAGACAGGCCAAACCAUCCAAACAAGUUUCUAAGAAGACCACAGCAAAGCCGAUACAAAAAGAACAGCCUACGAGUGAACAACAAAAAAUAACAACAAAAAAUGGUAAGAAACGAGUUCAACCAUUGCUUAUAUCCGAAAACAACGAGACUAAAAGCCCAAAUCCAACAAAGUUAAAUGGAAACAGUACGUUUUCUGAGCCCUCAACUGCCACUGGGAAGUCUCUAAUGGAAUUUGAUAAACCUAGCUAUUCUGUGCAUGAAGAUGUCUUCAAAGAAAAGAAAAGGUUAAGAGCAAACCAAGAAGAACAAUCCACUAAAAAGAUUAAAAGAGAUUUGGAACCCAUCAAAUUCGUGGGGUCUAUCAUCGUUAAUCCCAAUACUACUUUUGCCAAAGUCCGUUUAUCAGUCCCAAAAGUUCGGCUUAACAUUAGAGUGAUCAGCAAAACAAACCCAAACAGCGAUGAUCCAUUUAUUUUAGAUAUUAGAAAUGGACAAGGAAACGAAGCAACACCUACACGUAUAACCUACUUUAAAAAAGAUAAACAACUAUGGUGCGAUUUUGUACCAAGAUAUAUUCAAUUAGUGACAGAAGGCUCUAAUUUUUGGGCUCUAAGUACUGCUGAUGGCCAAAUUUUGACGUAUUCAAGUCUUUCUGGAAGAAGGAUCUUACCGCCUAUGAUCAUCGGUACCCCAAUUUCUUUCUUGGAAAGCCACGGUAAAUAUUUAAUGGCCGUCACUGCAGUUGGUGAAUUGUAUGUUUGGAAUAUAGAAGAUAGAAAAAUUCAUUUGAAAUCUCCUCUGUCGUUGAGUCCCUUAUUAGAUUUAUCCAAUAAAUAUCAGGAUGAUGGUUUAUCCAAGGCAGAUAGCUUGACUAUGUGCUCUAUAACGUCUCGUGGUAUCCCCUUGGUCACCUUAUCGAAUGGAUCAGGUUAUCUUUUCAAUAAUGAUCUAGGAGCAUGGCAAACAAUAACAGAAUCUUGGUGGGCAUUUGGUUCGCACUACUGGGAUUCAUUGGGUAAUGACGACUCCUCAAAUAAACCUCAAGCUUUAUCUGUAUUGGGAGGUGAAGAUGAAUCUUCAAUUGUUGGUCUUCUUGAAAAUAAGACCAACGAGGAGAUUUUGAGGAAGACCCGUGCUGGACGAGGAAAAUACUUCAAUAAGAUAUCGAAAAAUAUGAUAAUGAAAGAAGGGUUUGAGAAUUUAGAGAAUACUAUAUCUUUAAGCCAUUUGGAGAACAGAAUACUUUGUUCUGAAUUAUUAGGGGAAUUCAAGGACUUCAAAAAAUUUCUUAUAACAUAUGCGAAAAGAAUUUGUGAAUUAGGAUUUAAAGCAAAAUUAUUUGAAAUAUGUAAUCAAUUAUUAGGACCAGUCUCCGAUGAUUCAGAAAAUGAAGAUGCAGAAGACCCCGAAAAGCUCGAUCAUACAUGGAAUCCUAAAGUUUGUGGGUUGGAUAAACAUGAAUUACUUAAAGAAAUCAUUCUUACAUGUGCUUCAAAUAGAGAUGCUCAGCGGGUACUUAUACAUUUUGGAAGAAAAAUUGGUAUUCUAGAUGAGCUUUCUUAUUAACCUAUGUACAAGUAUAUUUAUAUAAACAUCUAUAUAU